GCUAGUGACAACCAGGCGGAGUUCUCUCGGAGCGCACCAAACGCUCAAUCCUCAGUUGAUUUAGACAGCGCUUUUCCUUCUUUACUAGAGGUUCAAGCUGACGACUCGGACACCAAAGCAUUGGAUGAUCCCGUUGACUCGGAAUAUCUGAAAAGUAUUAUAUGCAUUAUCCGCAUUAGAACAGCUUUUGUGUCAGACUAUUUUAAUUUCAAGUUUUUCUUUUAUUACAAUUGUCUGUACAUUUUAGGACCUAAUUGUCUUAAGAUAUAUGUGCGUCAGGCUAUUUCGCUUGUAUUGCAGGCUACGUGCCACAAUUAGUUUUUUCUCUUCUUCCACCAUAAGGCUAUAAUGGAGAACGUUUUUACUACAUUGGAUUAUGGCAUACAUUGAUGAAACAGAUGUGUAUAACAGCAUGUUGUGUUACUAUGCCAACAGCCUGGUUAAAAUGUCUUAUUUUGGUUAAAAUACCUAUUUAGUAUAAAAAUUGAAGCAUAAGAAUCGUAACAAUGUCACACGCGGACGUUGAGUUGGCUGGACGCGGCUUUCCAAGCCUUUCAGUUGACCUGAACGAUGACUGCUUAUCUGGCCGGGUGCCGUCGAUGCCUCGGACCUACAACUUAAGUGGCAGGAGAAACUCUUAUGGGCUACACAAAAUUAACAUGGACAUUGACCCUCAACUCUAUGGAGGGGCCCUUUCCAAGGCGCUGUCAUGGUCUGCGGAGAAUAUUCUAACGUUAACCGAGGCCCGAGUAGAGGAAGACGACAAAACGGACACUCCACUGACGUCUCCAUCUCCAGUCUCCAGUCCAGGCGCGACCAUCACUAGCAGUACACCCCUCUGUACCCAAGUGUCGGACUCCGUCAACCCGCCGGAGAACAACUGGAGCUCGGUCCCUAGUCCCAACACCCAAGAGGCCAGUUCAGACUCUGACGGUGAGCUUGUUCAAAACAAACCGCACAAGGUGUUGUCACGCAGCCCGUAUGAAAGCAAAUGCGAACAGGAGGAGAGGGAAGACAUUGAGACCAAAGCUGUGGCCACCUCACCUGAUGGAAGAUACCUGAAAUUCAACAUCGAGAUUGGGAGAGGUUCGUUUAAGACCGUUUACAAAGGACUAGACACAGAGACUACUGUGGAAGUGGCAUGGUGCGAGCUGCAGACGCGUAAGCUGACCAAGGUGGAACGGCAGAGGUUCAGCGAGGAGGUGGAGAUGUUAAAGGGUCUGCAGCAUCCGAACAUCGUCCGCUUCUACGACUCAUGGAAAGACAAUUCCAAGGGCCUCAAAUGCAUCCUCCUGGUCACCGAGCUCAUGACCUCAGGCACGCUGAAAACGUACCUGAAGAGGUUCAAGGAGAUGAAGCUGAAGCUGCUGCAGCGCUGGAGUCGUCAGAUCCUGAAGGGCCUCCACUUCCUCCACACCCGGGCCCCUCCCAUCAUCCACCGCGACCUGAAGUGUGACAACAUCUUCAUCACCGGGCCCACCGGCUCCGUCAAGAUAGGGGACCUGGGCCUGGCCACGCUCAAAAGUGCCUCCUUCGCUAAAAGUGUCAUCGGCACUCCUGAGUUCAUGGCUCCGGAGAUGUAUGAGGAGAAGUAUGAUGAGGCGGUGGAUGUGUAUGCCUUAGGGAUGUGUAUCCUGGAGAUGGCCACCUCUGAGUACCCGUAUUCCGAGUGUCAGAACGCUGCUCAGAUCUACCGCAAAGUCACCAGCGGCAUGAAACCAGACAGUUUUUACAAAGUCAAGGUCCCAGAGCUCAAAGAGAUCAUUGAAGGAUGCAUCCGGAUGGACAAAGAUGAGAGGUACACCAUUCAGGAUCUGCUGGAGCACACGUUCUUCCAGGAGAACAACGGCGUCCAUGUUGAGUUGGCUGAGGAGGAUGACAUGUUGAAGUCAGGCCUGAAGCUGUGGCUCCGCAUGGAUGACACCAAGAAACUCCAUGGGAAGUACAAGGACAACAACGCCAUUGAGUUCCUGUUUGAACUCUACAAGGACGUGCCCGAGGAGGUGGCUCAGGAAAUGGUGGUGCUGGGCUUCGUGUGCGAGGCCGACUUCAAGCCGGUAGCCAAGGCCAUCCGAGACCGUGUCAACGCCACCAAGCGCCAGCGGGAGAAACUGAGGCGCCUGGCGGAGAAGAAGAAGCAGGAAGAGGAGGAGGCUUUGGAGGAAGAGCCCGAGCGGACGCAGCAGACCGCCUCCCCGAAAUCCGGCAGGUCCCCCUUAAUGCCGGAGACUCCCCAGAGCCCCGCCUGCAUCCCGCACCCCGCCCAGAGUCGGGGUCACACCCCCCCGGUCCGUGCCCUGUCCCCAGUCAACAGCUCAGCGGAGUCCGGCAUCAACCGUCAUGAACCGGAGGAGCCGGAGGCUGACCAACACCAGCACUUCCACAUUCGCCACAACAGCUGUUCCUCCGCCAACUCUGACUGCGAGACAGACGCCUGUCUAAUCUCCUCCGGCCUCCAGGACUCCCUGGAGACAGCGGUCAGCCUCAGUGGGUUAACCAUGACCCCUCCCACGCCGACCCAGAACACUGGGCCUGGUGCCCUCAACGGACUGCCUCAUCACCACCCUAUCCCGGCCCUUCGCUUCCCCUCUAGUAUUGCUGUAUUGGGCGAUAUGGAUCAGGGGCAUUCUGGAGGGCACUCUCCCAGCGACUUCAACUCACCCGUGGACAGCUACGCCUCCGACGUGACCUCGGGUUUGAGUGACGGCGGCUACGAGGGCCUAUCAGAGCGGAGCGGCAAGACUGCCACCAGGCGCAUGGCCAGCAAACUGUUCCGGAAGAGGGCCCGUUCAAGGCUGCGCAUCACUGGGCUUUCUGACAAAGACGACCGGGUGGUGGAGUGUCAGCUACAGACUCACAAUGACAAGAUGGUGACCUUCAAGUUCGACCUGGAUGGAGACAACCCAGAGGACAUUGCCGCCGUCAUGGUGCACAAUGAGUUCAUCCUAUCAUCGGAAAAGGAAGGAUUUAUUCACCGCAUGCGUGACAUCAUCAAGAGGGCGGAGGUUCUAAUGAAGGAGCAGACCGUCCACGGACCUCUUCGCCAACAGUACCCUAAUGGGGUCAACUCGCUGUCCGCAUCACAGCCUAAUCUUCACAAUCAUAUUCUGGAACGGACACACUCUUCCUCUUCUCUACCUGACUACAGCGUGUCCGGUCCCGGUGUUGGAGUGCGCGCUACACCCCUGUGCCCCUCGGGUGCUGGAGACAACUACAGUCCGUCGGAGGCGGCCUCACCAGCAGGGAGACCUCUGUUACGCUCCCAGUCCUUCCACAACACCUCAGGCCCUCCUCACUAUCACCACUAUCAGCCCCACCCACACUCCAUGUGCUCUCCAGAACACCCCCACCUGCAACAACAUCAGCAGCUCUACCAUAUGUCCCCCUACAUGGGCCACACACACUUCCCCUUCCCCUACACAGUGAACCCUGGCUCCCCCAAGCCAGCGGUGGCCCACUCUCCCCUGACGCGUGUCGCCAGCAACACCGCGUUCCCCUCGGUCUCCUCCCCAGGCCCGGCCUCCCCCGGUGGCCCCCUUUCUGACGUCCCGAGCACCCCUGAGUACAGUGGUGAGGGGAACCCCCUGACCCCCCCGGCGCAGCUCCAGCAGCACCCCAACAUGUGGCCCGCCCACACACAGCCUCUGUUCUCCCUGGCCAGCGUGAUCUCCAUGGCCAUGAGCAUGGCCCAAUCCUUCAUACCAGCCAGUAGCCUGGCGAACCAGGGCAUACCCCCCCUGGCAGGCUUCCACCCCCAGCUAGCCCACUCCCAGUCCGGCUAUCCGUCCAGCUACUCUCCCCACUACCAGACAGGCCCAGUGGAGGUCAACUACAGCCAGGGUGGGAUGCCCAACCAAGGGCGGCAGCACGGUGUCUACCAGGGCCCAGACACUCCCCCACAGCUGCGGAUGGAAGGUUCUGGAUCCGUAGGCUCUCAAAAUGGGCCUCCCGCCUGGCAGCAUAACCACGUAUCUCCCUCUACAAUGGGAAACGAAAGCCAGAAAAGAAGCCCACAGAUGGUUUCACAGCAAACAGUGUCCUCCAGACCCCUGAGUCAUUUACAUAACAGUUCCCAGGGAUGCUAUAUGGUUCCUCAGGACCAGUCGGACGUGUCCAACUCUGCAUCCGGCUCUGACCUGUCCGUCUCUCCCCCAGACAGCCCAGAGAUCUCCUUAUUAUCGUUCAGCUCAACCACAUCAAUGUCGAGACCUAUGGUGCCCGGGAUAAAGGCCAGCGCUCCCAAACCCAGAGUGUCCUCCAGUUACAGAGAUCCCACGCCUGCUGCUGUCACAGUAGGACGUUUCCAAGUAACUCCGAGUUUGGAUAUCCCUGUGCCUGCUCCACCAGGAGGACAGGGUUCUAACCCCGCCGGGCCCAAGUCAGUAGGCACCAGCACCUCUGGACCCCCCAGAUCCAAAACCGUAAGCAGCUCCACCCCCUCAGACAGCAGCACAGAGGAGCAGGAGCAUGGAGCAUCCGAGAGCAGCUUAAACACAUCCCUCACCCUCUCCCCUCCUCACCGGCACCUCCCGUUGGGGGAGGACCGGGAGCCCCCGGUAGGGUGGGCUAGAACCGACGAGCAGCCGCGUGAAAAAGCACGGGAGAAAGACAAAGAGGGAGAACAAGACGAGGGGGAAGAGAAAAAGGAAGAGCACAGAGUGAGGAAGAGGAGGAGGAGAACGUGUAGCCUCAGCCUGAUGGGCACGUCUGCUGACAGCAGCCUGUCUGUCACGGCAGUGGACUCUGAGGGGCGUGGCCUGUGGGAUGGAGGAGCAGGGAGCCCCGCCUACAAUUCAACCCUGCACCACCUGUGGCUGAGCUACAGCCGGAACUUCACCUGCAUGAGCAGUGACGACUCGGAGAGUGAGGACGAGGACGUGUGGGAGGAGCUACAGCAGAUGAGAGAGAAGCACUUGGCGGAGGUGCAGCGUCUCCAGGCGACCCAGAAGCGGGAGAUCGAGGAGCUGUAUGAGAGGGUGGGGAAGGCUCCGCCUGCAGGGAUCGUCUCUCCUGCCGUCAUGCUGUCCAGUCGCCAGCGCCGCCUGUCCAAGGAGAGGAGUUACCUGUCCUCCUCCCGCAGAAACAGCCUGCAGCGCCUGGAAAUUCUCUCCCUCCAAAGUGUCAUCCGGAGGAACUCUCUGAGUGGCGGCAGCUCUCAGGAGAAGCCCUCUAAAGGGGUGACUUUCGCCUCGGACGUCAGUAGAAUGUAAGAAUCUCUAGCCAAGUAUGCUGUAGAAUACCUGGACUACCUCAUCUUAAGUGACUGCAGUGGUCAAGCCCAUCCUGCUGGAGGAAGUCACUAACCCACAGUAAUGAAGGGACAGCUAAUGAAUGAUAUACCUCAAAGGGGACCACAGGACCUCUGUCAUCAGUCCCUCCCCCAACAAAACACUUCCAGAUACAGUGGUGAAGUGAAGUACGAGCCCUCUGUUUUAGGACGCCACCAAAUCAAGAAUGUGAGGACAGUGUUCCAACUGAGGCUAAAGCCUAAAAGAGUUAACGAUAAGUAGCGCACCCAAAUAUCUUUCCCCAUACUAUGCAAUACUGGAGAAUUGUGGGUUGGCUAUACAUAAAGAAAAUACCACAGUGAUCAACAGCUCUGCCUUUGGUACCUUAAGUAAAAAGCUGGUAAUAACUUGCAGAAGAUACUAUAGAGAUUUGAGGGGCAGUUUAUCAAUCUUUUUUUCUUUAUCAUUGCAAAAACGUAUUGGGAGAAAGCUCAGUAAGUAUCACCGAUGGCUCUCCAAAAACAGCGCUCAUGAUUUUUCACUCACUUUCCAGGUUGGACUGUCUGUUUGCCAGCUCGCUACUGCCAUCUAGAUUCUGACUAUGGUAGUCCAUAUAUUUUACUAUAGGUCUGCCUGUUUUUAAAUGUAAAAUUAGUGAUGCAAUAUUUGUGAUUAAUUAAAAAUGAUUAUGCUGGAAAUGUAAAAGCAUGCAGAAAGACAUUGUUUUACAUUAGGCAUUAAGUACAAUAUAAGUACCUUUACCUUGCUGAACAAUAUAGUAUUGGCAGAAACAUAAUUUAGAUUUCAGUCUUAAUAUAACAUUAUGUAGUAAAAUGAAGAAUAAAAGGUUAUGCAGUAUUGGAAUUUGGAUACAACCCUGCUCUAUAUGAAGGAAACAUAAUUUAACCUACUCCUUAAUCCACUGAAAGUAUUGCCAAAUCAGCCACACGGAUUUUCUGAAAAAAGAAAGGUUAAUUGCAACAAACGUCUCUUUCAGCUGAUAUUAGAAUUUCAACAUAAAUAAAAAUAUAUAGGUCUAGACUACUGAGUCUCUACUGGUUCUCACUAUUACUGUAGAUUUGUAAAUAUGAAAUAAUGCAUUUAGAAAUUAAAUUACAUUUUCAAAACCUAUAUUUCUUGCACAUUCACAAAACAUUGACAGUGAGCGAACACACACACACAGACAGAGUUGCAAUGUGUAAUUAUUCAUGCACCCUCUGCACUUUAGUAAAUGUUACUUCAGUAGUCACUAAUUUACUUUACAGUAAAUACAGUAGCAUAUUUCUAUGCACAGGUAGUGGAGUGUACAACUACCAUAACAAUGUAACUGUGAGCCUAUAUUAGCCAUUGCCUUAAAUAUACACACUGAAUUGUACUGCAGAUGACACAUCCAAGAUUUCCACAAAUGUAUAUAUUUCUAGAAAAAAACAUUGUUGAAUAUAUGAAUGUACCAAAUGUAUGAUUGUUGGCCGAUUGCAUUGCUUCCAAAGGCAAAGCUCCUGUCCUGCCAUGCUCAAUCUGUGCCUUUCCCUUGCAAUGUCUUAUUUUAUACUUAGUAGGAUUGCUGGCUACAUUAUGUUCUGUAAAUUAUAUUUUGACAUAUGUAAUAAAUACAGUUAGAAUUA
This is a messenger RNA of Esox lucius (northern pike), 6853 nucleotides long. RefSeq names its product WNK lysine deficient protein kinase 4a (gene wnk4a). Bases 507 to 5210 code for a protein of 1567 amino acids. Gene Ontology annotation, biological process: positive regulation of potassium ion import across plasma membrane; protein phosphorylation; renal sodium ion absorption. Gene Ontology annotation, cellular component: cytoplasm; cytosol. The transcript is spliced from 19 exons. Lineage: Eukaryota; Metazoa; Chordata; Actinopteri; Esociformes; Esocidae. Gene Ontology annotation, molecular function: chloride channel inhibitor activity; protein serine/threonine kinase activity; potassium channel inhibitor activity. The record is from RefSeq and is a predicted model, not a curated record.